GCGUGCACGCUCGCUCGGCCGCGUAAAUGGAGCGGAGGGUGGGAAGGCCGUCUCAGGACGCCUCUUGGGGGGGGGGGGCAAAGGGGACGGCCGAGAAAGUCCCCUCAGGGAAAGCGCGGGAGGGACUUUUGCAAGUUAGACAAGGGCAAGGUGUUCGUCUCUUCCCAGGACCAAUAUUCCUCAAGCAGUGUUUCUCAGGCUUUGCAAUAAGUAGCCGAAGCGGGGGGAAAACCUAUUUUAAAAAUUGUUCUUCAUGUGAAAGGAAAGAACAUCAGUCUGAAAUGGAAGCUGCGGAGGCUAUCGUUCACCCAGCAGAAAUCUUGGAACAGAUCUGGCAGCAUAACUUAAGUUUAGAAAAUGCUUUUCUCAACAGUGAAGGGAAUAAGAACAUCGCAGAAUAUAUUCCAAAACUGAUUCCUCCCCUUUUGCACCUUGUGAAAACCUUCAGAUAUCAACUAGAACAGACAGCUAAUAUUCUUCAAAAUACCAGCCAUCUACUUACUACACUUCAUGGUAAAGGCUGCAAGCAAGUUUCAAGUCCAGAGGAGGGCAGCCUUGCAGACUGGCUUCUGGGAUUAAGCAAGCACAUACUAGAUUCUGUUGGAUACCUUGGAGAGUCACAGAAAGGGUUGCUUGAAAUGAGCUGUACAAAAGCAGAUACAGUUGAGAAGGCCCCAUGCAUAUUUGGGAAAUCUGAUGCCAGCAAAGAAAAAGUAAAAGGAAGUAUGCAGUUAAAUGUACCUGUAAAUCAGCCAUUCUACAAACCUUUAUCCAUGAAGGAAGGAAGCCAGCCCCAGCUGAUGGAAGACGAAGUGGUAGAGAGUGAAACUAUUAUAUCUUUACAUGAAGAAAUAUCUAGCGAAGAACAGAGAUCUUCAGUGCUUGUGAAAAAUGGGAAUAAAAAUACACCAGAUAAAGCGGGUAGAGGACCAAAUAAGGACAAUGAAAGAAGUGAUAAUUCAAUAAAAUCUUCAGAAUAUAUUGGUUUGGAAGAUAUUCCAGGAAACAAUGGGAACAAUGUAGUUGUAUCUAGGGAGCUGGAAGCCCACAGGAUAAACUGUCUACAGAUACUUCCUCAUCAAGAACAGCAGACAAAGAUAAAAGAAAUUCAGGAGCAGGGAGAAAAUGACAAUCACUGGCUAAUAGAAAAACCAGAGAAGUGCAGUAAUCUGAGUCAGGAUAAAAGUAGUGGAAUCACACAAUGUGACCAGGAAUGUUCCACUAUGUUAAAAGAUGUACCUCAAGCUACUUCCACUGAUCUAUCCACUAGUAACCUGAAGGAAGAAGACCAUGGAAAUGACUGGAUAUACAAAGAAUUUCUUGUGGAAGUAAAUGGUGAGAGUGAACCUGAAGUGGCCUGUUCUGUUACAGCCCCUUGCGGUGUCCUAGAAAAUCUAAUAAUCAAGAUUGUCAAUGAUUUAAGUUCAUUGGUUGUGGAUGAUUCUGAAGAGCUAGUUAGCAACGUUGUCAGUGCUGAACCUCCACAGGAUGGCCAACCAAUUGUUUCUCCAAUCAUCAUUGCAAUCCCAUUUACUUCACGUUAUAGAGGAAUGUACAGAGAUAUUAUGGUGAAGGUGACUGACACAAACUUUCAGUCAUGUUAUUUAGCUCCCAUGUCUUUGGAAGGACACCAAGGAAACUUCAAGGGGACAUUUGCUGAAGUCAAAACUUGCCAGCUUGGCAUUUUUUCUGUGGUUUCAUGUUUAAAGAAGGAAACAUUCACCAUUCCAAAGAAAGGUAUUUUGCGGAAAUUAAGUAUGGAUCCCAGAAUUUCGUUUUCCUGUCCCCCAUCAACGUUCAACUCUCGAGUUACCAUGCACCUAAAGGUGCAACCUGUUGAGCCAUCUGCAAUUUCUCUGUUAAAAACAAAGAAUGAGAUGUAUCAUUCAGUAGUGUCGACAAGCCCUCUGGUGCAUCUGCAGCAUCCUUCAUCCAAGCCUUUCAACAAAUCUGUCACAGUUAUUCUCCCUUGUCCUCCAAAUCAAGAAAAGAAGACAGAGGGUGAUGAGGCAGAUCAUGGGAGAGUGAGCAGUGCUUCUUUACACAGAGUUACAGCUAUGCAUCAUUUUCGCGUGAUGAGUGCCUCCCCAAGGAAACAUGGAGAGAAUCUCAAUGAAUCCUUGACAUUAUUGGGCUACCGAAAUAAAGAAGAGGAAUGGUCCUCAUUGGAUAACAUCACAGUGCGAAAUGCACAGAAUGGCCUUGUGUCCUUUGAACUGGAUGAGCCCUUAGAUAAGUUUAUUAUAUUGCGCCUAUCCUCUGCUAUGGACAACACACAUCUGGUUCAAUUUAUUCAGAAUCUGGAGGAGGUCAUCUAUAACGCUAUGGUGAAAGUAGUAUUGUAUCAUAAAAAAGAAGAUCCCUACACAAUACUCAUUGAAAUCUUUCUCUCUAAAGAACUGAACUUGGAGCUUCAGAGUCUGCAUGAAGAGGGAUACUGUGGCCCUCCCGAGCCCUCUCAACCAUUCAAAAUGAGAGAGGGAGAGCAAGUUCAUUUUAGAUUUAGUGGAAAUAUUUUUGCUUCAGAUGAUGGAACUGAUUUUGGAAAAACCUACAAGCUUACUUUUCAUGCUCAGAGAAAGCCAAGGCUGGUCCUCAAAAUCAAGGAGAUAGAUGAAUUUGGCAACUACAGUUCGCCUCAUUACAAAGGAACUGUCUUAUGUUACAUAGUUAACAAAGAAACCAUAGCCAAGAACUUGGAACAACCUCUUUCACUAGAUGACUUCCAGCAUCAGCCCCCUCUCUGCAAGCUGGUUCUCACUUUACCAAAGAAGGAGAAGCUUAUCAAGCGCCCACAAAGCACAAAAAGAAUCUCGGCUGAUUUCUCAGAGGCCCUGUGGGACAACUUACUGUCCUGGCUGUCGCAAGAGCUGUCAGAAGAUGAAGCCUCAUGCCUCGCUCUCUGUCUGCCUCUCCACCGAAGUACUCUCCAGCUUAUUAAACUGAAGUGCCCUGAUAAUCUCAGUGCACAGAUCUAUGAGCUCCUGUGCUUCUGGAAACGAAAUCUUCCAAGAUCUGCUGACAAGCUCCAACUCCUCUCUCGCUAUCUCUCCAAGACAGGCAGAGGGGAUCUCGUAGAAGAACUACGAUUCCAGUGGGAAAACAAAAUAUUUGAGAGGAGAACCUGUUGAUAGACAUGCUUCAUUGGGGCCUGAUAAUGUACACUGAUUUCUUUACUGGGGGGGAGCAUCUGCUUAAUAACUUUUUAAAAAAACUUCCUUAAUGACAUUCUUUGUCAGACUUAAAUACUGUUUUUAAAAUGUGUAUUUUAAAAUAUUUGAAUUUUCUUCAUUUGCCAAACAGUACAGGAGAAGGGAGCUUUCGGAUAACCAGAUGUUUGUGAUAUAGUUCCCAUAAAUCCUUACCCCUGACCAUACUGACUGAGAUCAGAAUUCCCCAGUUCUCCAUGAAUGCAUCUCUUUUUGCCAGGAUUGUGACCAUAAUUAUUAUAUAUCAGGUUAAGGAGAUGACAGUCAAAAGACCCCAGGGUGAACCAUUACAAGGUACAGUGUGAGAGCAAAACCCUGCAGAUGCAAUUAUUCUGAACAUAUUUGAAUUAUUUCAGUGCUAACAUGCAGUAUCUACUCAGAAGUACUUUCCAAUGGAGCUUACUCUGAAAUAAAUGGACACAGAACUGCAGCCUUAAAAUUAUUACAAAAUAAUUUGUAAUAAAGCUCAUUUGACAUAUGUAUGUUAAAUUAAGCUCAUUUGACAUAUAUAUGUUAAAUUAAGCUCAUUUGACACAUAUAUUUUAAAGGAGAACCAAGUGAUUGUAAAAAUGUUAAUCGUCAUAGUGACUCUUCACUAAUUGACCAGAACACCUGAAGAUGGCAUAUAGUUCCUAUUUCUUACCUCAUUGAGGGGAGAAAAAUUAAAAAAAAAUUAAGUGCUCAGAUUUAGAAAGAUAAAGGAUUUUACCUGAAAAAAAAGUUGCAUAUUCUGAGGAAAUAUUUGAACACUGCUGAGGAGCUAGAUCCCAUAUCCUUCCCAUAAUAAGGAUCCCAUAUAAUUUGUCUGUAUGUCCAGUAGACAAGAAUAAUAACUAGGGUUUUGUUCAAAACAUUUAGAUAGCAACAUAUUGCCUGUCCCUGAUGUAAGAAAACAAUAUUCAUAAACUCUAGACCCAGAGUUGCCCAACCUGGGGAACCAUGUUCUGGACAGGUCGAAAGGAACUAGCUGCCUCCUAGGGCAUAUUGAGCUUUCCCCAUGCCACUGAUCAAUCUCUACCAUAUAUCCCCAGUAUAGAGAAAGACUACAUGUUUUUUAUGAUGGGUUGUAUCAGCAUGGAAAAGAAAGAUGGCUUUUUGUCAUGAAUCUGAUCUCGAAAACGGAUCUCUUGUCUAUGAAAUAUUUUACAUUUCUCCUUACUUCAUUAUUAUAGCAAGACUAGGGAACCUCAGAGGUUUUUGGAUUCCAACUCCUGUCAGCCAAAGCCAGUGUGGACUAUGGUCAUGAAUAAUGGGAGCUGUAGUCCAAAAAUAUAUCUAUAACACUGUAGUGAAGUGUUUUGUUGGGCCAUAUUUUUACAAGCCUGCAAAAUUCAUUUUGAUUCCAUGUAGACAAAACACAUGUGGACACUAUAAUUUGAUUUGAACCGAACAGCACCAAAAGUGAUUCAAAUUGAGAACUUAUAUACCCAUCUGGACAUGAUCUCAGAUGAAACCUUCAGUACAAAAUAUAUUUCAGCUUUUACGUUGAUUUAGAAGUACUUGCGUUUAACCACAAGAUGGCCUCAGUGUGUGCUUUUCAAAUAAAAAUGCUAUUUACAGUACUUUUGUUUCAGGUUAGAGGAAAUAAAGAAUACCUUCACUUCCCCCUACAAUUCAAAAUCUGUCAGGGCAUGUUCCACACUGAUUUUUUGUCAGCAGCAUUACCAUUUAGAAACAACCAAUAUAUUGCGCAACACUCUGAUAUGAAUAAAGAAAGAAAGACCUAGUUACUACAAGGAUUUCUUUUUGCCUCUCAGAUUAUAAAGCUUUAAGGCCAAAUAUAGUAAUAUAAAUAUUGCAGACUUCUCCCUCCAUUGCUAGUCAAACCUCAGAGACAGCAAGGGCUGAAGCACCCAGUG
Molecule: messenger RNA, 5068 nt
Organism: Pogona vitticeps (central bearded dragon)
Lineage: Eukaryota; Metazoa; Chordata; Lepidosauria; Squamata; Agamidae
Gene: DTHD1
Product: death domain containing 1
Biological process (GO): signal transduction
Molecular function (GO): protein binding
Source: RefSeq, a predicted model, not a curated record